Molecule: messenger RNA, 652 nt
Organism: Monosiga brevicollis MX1
Lineage: Eukaryota; Choanoflagellata; Craspedida; Salpingoecidae
Exons: 2
Coding region: 30-617 (195 amino acids)
Molecular function (GO): calcium ion binding
Source: RefSeq, a predicted model, not a curated record
GGAGGGGUGUGCCGACUUCAAACAUCAAGAUGGGCGGGGCGUACAGCAAGAUAUCCGAACAGGAUCUUGACUUGUAUCAAAAGUGUACCUUCUUCACGCGCAACGAGAUCAUUGCAGUACACAAGCUUUGGAUCGAACUCAAUGCCAAGGCUGGCAACAACAAGGCAGAGUCCCUUUCGCACACCGCGAUUUGCGAGUGGGAGGGGCUGCAUGCCAAUCCGUUCCGAAAGCGCAUCUGUCAGGUCUUUUCCAAAGACAUGGACGCGACGGAGAUGGGAUUCGUCGACUUUUUGGACAUGUUGUCCGUCUUCUCUGAAGCUGCGCCGCGCGAAGUGAAGGCUGAGUAUGCCUUUCGGAUCUACGACUACGACAACGACCUCUUCCUCGGUCAGCGUGAUUUGAAGCACGUUUUACAAAAGUUGACAGCCUAUGAUCAAGCCAAGACCGUGGGGGCCAAGAACAAUGCCUGGACUAAGGUUGAUGUCGACGACAUUGUACGCAACGUGAUUGAGGAGGCUGACGUCGACGGAGAUCAGCGCAUCUCGCUCAUUGAGUUUCAACACGUCAUUUCUCGCUCACCCGACUUUGUACGCACCUUUCAAAUUCGCUUCCGCUAAAGCUUCCCUUCCCCGGGACAUAAUAUGUGUUAUAU